AUGGUCAAUACUACUCCUAUCAAUAUCGAUAAAUGGUUGGAAGAAAAUCCAGAACUGUUAUCUCCACCUGUGUCCAACUAUUGCUUGCAUAUGGAUGGAUUCACCGUGAUGUUAAUCGGUGGUCCAAACGAUAGAACUGAUUUCCAUAUCAAUCCAACACCAGAAUGGUUCUAUCAAAAGAAAGGAACGAUGCAUCUGAAGAUUCGUGACCCUGACGACGAGCAAUUCAAGACCGUGGUCAUCAAUGAAAACGACUCUUAUCUGUUACCUGCAAACGUCCCUCACGCACCAAUUAGGUUUAAGGAUACCAUAGGUAUUGUAGUCGAGUUGGAAAAUCGUGGUGGGGACCGUGAGGAUUCAAUGUUGUGGUAUUGCAAGAAUUGUAACGAAACUGUCUAUAAGAAGUCCUUUAUAAUGAAGGAUUUGGGCACUCAAGUUAAAGAACAAAUCGAAUUGUUUAGAAAUGAUCCAACUUUAAGAACUUGCGGUAAAUGCGGUACCAUUAACUAG
This is a messenger RNA of Maudiozyma barnettii, 510 nucleotides long. RefSeq names its product 3-hydroxyanthranilate 3,4-dioxygenase (gene BNA1). NCBI's taxonomy places the organism in Eukaryota, Fungi, Ascomycota, Saccharomycetes, Saccharomycetales, Saccharomycetaceae. The record is from RefSeq and is a predicted model, not a curated record. The transcript has a single exon. The coding region runs from base 1 to 510 and encodes 169 amino acids. Gene Ontology annotation, biological process: quinolinate metabolic process; 'de novo' NAD+ biosynthetic process from L-tryptophan. Gene Ontology annotation, molecular function: 3-hydroxyanthranilate 3,4-dioxygenase activity; iron ion binding. Gene Ontology annotation, cellular component: cytoplasm.